Messenger RNA from Lottia gigantea (owl limpet), 858 nucleotides. RefSeq lists its product as hypothetical. Gene Ontology annotation, biological process: base-excision repair; base-excision repair, AP site formation via deaminated base removal. The transcript is spliced from 5 exons. The record is from RefSeq and is a predicted model, not a curated record. Bases 1 to 858 code for a protein of 285 amino acids. Gene Ontology annotation, cellular component: nucleus; mitochondrion. Gene Ontology annotation, molecular function: uracil DNA N-glycosylase activity. Lineage: Eukaryota; Metazoa; Mollusca; Gastropoda; Lottiidae.
AUGCCACCAAAACGAAAAGCAAGCUCUAUUCCUGCACGGAGUGCUUCUAAGAAAAGAAAGACAGCCGAAAAGAAAGAAGAAAAGGCGGUAAAUAGUAGAAAAUCUACUAAAAAGAAAGUAACUAAGGUCCCCCCUGGACCUAGUUUGGUAACGACUAAAACAGGAAGUAAAUCUACAGAUUUGAAGUCUUUAAUAAAAGAUGAAGGAUGGAGAUCAGCCCUUGAAGAAGAGUUUAAACAGGAGUAUAUGGUAAAACUGGAGCAAAAAUUAGACGCUGACUACAAAACUAAAGAGAUAUUCCCUCCAGAAGACUUGAUAUUCAAUGCCUUGAAUCUUACCCCUAUUAAUGAUAUAAAGGUAGUUAUAAUUGGACAGGAUCCCUAUCAUGAUGACGGACAGGCAAUGGGGUUGUGUUUUUCUGUCCCAGAAGGAAUAACUGUACCACCAUCUUUAAAGAAUAUAUAUACAGAAUUAAAAACAGAUAAAGAUAUUCCUGGGUUUAAAAUUCCUGGUCAUGGUGAUCUGACUAAAUGGGCUAAAAGAGGAGUUCUAUUACUCAAUGCAACUUUAACUGUACAAGCACACACUCCAAAUUCUCACAAAGAUUAUGGUUGGCAGAAAUUUACAGAUAAAAUAAUUGGAAUCAUCAGCGACCAGUGUGACAGAGUGGUUUUUAUCCUGUGGGGAAAUUUCGCUCAAAAAAAGGGCAAAAUUAUAGACGAUAAAAAACAUUGUGUUAUAAAAAAUGGACACCCCUCUCCUUUAAGUGUGAAACAUUUUCUCGGCUGCAAAUGUUUCUCGAAAACCAACGAAGCUCUGAAGAAAUUUGAAAGAUCAGAAAUAGAUUGGAGACUAUAA